Momordica charantia (bitter melon) is the source of this 1169-nucleotide messenger RNA. Its product is annotated as fasciclin-like arabinogalactan protein 7. The record is from RefSeq and is a predicted model, not a curated record. Gene Ontology annotation, biological process: plant-type secondary cell wall biogenesis. NCBI's taxonomy places the organism in Eukaryota, Viridiplantae, Streptophyta, Magnoliopsida, Cucurbitales, Cucurbitaceae. Gene Ontology annotation, cellular component: plasma membrane.
CUCAUUGUCUUGUCUCUGUGCCUUUUUUUUUUCUUCUUUAUGGGUUUUCUUAGUUAUGGCUGCUAUCAUUUCUACUAUGCUGAUCUAGAUCUGGGUCUUUCUUAGUUUUUGUUUUCUUCUCAUGGCAUUUGUUGAAUUGGGUUUGGUGGGGUGGGGAAGUUCUCAUUUUGAAGAAUGUGUGUAGCUGAAGGGGGGACUUGAUGCUGUUUGAAAUUGUGGAAAAUGGAAUUUUCCAUGAUUUUCACUGUUUGUAGUGCAUUGUUGCUUCUGAGCUCUUCAGCUGCAGAUGCCCAAACAGCCAGCCCCCCCUCACUCAGCCCGACUCCUGCACCGGCGCCUGCCCCGGAUUUUGUCAACCUCACAGAUCUGCUCACUGUUGCUGGUCCAUUUCACACCUUCCUCAGCUACCUCCAGUCCACCAAAGUGAUUGACACCUUCCAAAACCAAGCCAAUAACACAGAAGAAGGAGUGACCAUCUUUGUCCCGAAAGAUAGCGCCUUCUCGGCACAAAAGAAACCGUCUCUCUCGAAUCUCACCGAGGAUCAGCUCAAGUCUCUCAUCCUGUUUCAUGGCUUGCCACAUUACUAUUCCCUUGCUGAAUUCAGGAACCUCAGCCUGCAGAAUCCUAUUGCAACAUUCGCUGGUGGACAAUACAGUUUGAACUUCACAGACGUUUCAGGGACCAUUCACAUCGGCUCAGGUUGGACCAACACAAAGGUGAGUAGCAGUGUGCAUUCAAGUGACCCUGUUGCAGUUUACCAAGUCGACAAAAUUCUGCUGCCUGAGGCGAUCUUCGGAACCGAUAUCCCACCGACCCCGGCUCCAGCACCGGCCCCCGACGUCACUCCCCCUGCAGAUGCGCCUUCGGCUGAUCACGAGGGAAAGGUUGCUCCAUCUUCGGGACCAAAGCCAUCAUCUUCCCAUAAGAUCAUCAGUUGGGGGGUUUUGAUUCACAUUGUUUUGGCAAUAUCAGCUGGAUUUUUGUUUUGAUUGUGAUCAGAAAUCCCUGCCACCCAUUUGUUACAUUUAAGAAAACUAUAUUGGCAUUUUGUUCUGUUUUUGAUGUGAAGCUCCAUUUUUUUGUGAACAUAUAUGUUGUUGGAUUUGUGCAUGAGAAUUCCUACUCUUUGGUCUAUAAAUUAUGAUGGCGAAGGAAUUUUAUCUUAACA